CCUCCCUCUUUAUCUCAAACGGAUCGGAUUCUCCGGCAGACACGACAGAUUUUCUUGUGUUGGCGCCACCGCCGCCGGCCCAGCGGAGGAAACAAAGCACCCGCAGCGGAGGAAACAACCCGCCCUUUUAAAUUUCCUCCCCGAUCGAUCGCUGGGCGGCUUCCAAGCCAGCAAUCCAUGGAGCAGCUCUACCCGCCGCCGGCCAGGGCCACGCCCGUCGACGCGGCGGCCUUCGUGCUCUCCCGCUUGCCCCACCACCCUGCCACCGCGCCCGCCUUCGUCGACGCCGCCACGGGCGGGACCCUCUCUUUCUCCGCGCUCCGCCGCGCCGCGCUCUCCCUCGCAUCCGGCCUCCGUCUCGGCCUCGGCCUCCGCCGCGGCGACGCCGUCCUCGUCCUGUCACGCAACUCGCUCCUGCUCCCGCAGAUACUCCUCGGCGUCCUCGCGGCAGGCGCCGUGGUGGUCGCCGCCGACCCCGACGCCACGCCCGCAGAGAUAGCCGCCGCCGCGCACGCCUCAGGCGCCGUCAUGAUCGUUGCUGAGCCGGAGGCGGCAGGGAAGGUCGCCGGCGUCGGCGUGCCGCUGCUGCUGACGUCGCAGUCGCUGGACCCCCGGACCCUCUCGGCAGAGGAGCUGAUCUAUGGCGGUGACCCCACGGCUGCUGAGCCGACCACCGUGGAGCCUUCCCACGACGACCGAGCUUUCCUGGCCUACUCGUCGUCGACGAGCAGGACGACAGUGGCGAUGACGCACGCCGACCUCGUAGCCGCCGUGGCAGGGGUUGGCUUGCCGCCACAGGACGACGAGCGCCGGGUUUGCCUCGCGUCUCUCCCGAUGUGCAGCGCCCACGGCUUGCCGCUCAUCGCCCUGGGGCUCCCCGCUGCCAGAGUGACCACGGUGCUCGUGGCUCCGCCGUCCGAUCCGAGGGCGGCGAGGGAGGCCGUGGCCGCGCACGGCGCCACGGACGUCGUGGCGGCGCCUGAGGCGGCGGCAGCUCUCGCCGGUCCCAUGGCACUAGACGUGGGCAAGCUCUCCUCGCUUAGGAGGGUGAUGGUGGCGCCGGCGCCGUUUACGCCAGAGGCACGCCAGGAGUUCCGCCGGCGGCUGCCGUGGGUCGACCUGACGGAGCUGUCCUCCGGCACACCCGCCGCUUCAGAGCAAGUGCUGCUAGGAGGAGCAGCAGCAGCAGUUCUGAUGCUCCCACAAACUGACGCUGCAGUCAUACAGCACAACAGCCAGCCAGCAGAACAAAUGUCAGCGACAACAGACGAGGCCAACUCCCCGGUAAAUAGAAUCUCCUCAGAAGGAAAAACGAGUCAUAUAGCUAGCAAUUCUCUCCAAUCAUAUAACUCACCAACAUAGUAACAUCCGAUACCAGAUAGAUAUUUAU
Messenger RNA from Panicum hallii, 1390 nucleotides. RefSeq names its product 4-coumarate--CoA ligase-like 3. Gene Ontology annotation, molecular function: CoA-ligase activity. Lineage: Eukaryota; Viridiplantae; Streptophyta; Magnoliopsida; Poales; Poaceae. The coding region runs from base 178 to 1362 and encodes 394 amino acids. The transcript has 2 exons. The record is from RefSeq and is a predicted model, not a curated record.